Molecule: messenger RNA, 8156 nt
Organism: Cygnus atratus (black swan)
Lineage: Eukaryota; Metazoa; Chordata; Aves; Anseriformes; Anatidae
Gene: TGFBR3
Product: transforming growth factor beta receptor 3
Exons: 18
Coding region: 352-2949 (865 amino acids)
Source: RefSeq, a predicted model, not a curated record
GGCCGGGCCCCGCCGUGUGCGCCGCGCUGCCGCCAUGGGGUUACUGGCGGGCUGGGGGCCGGCCGGGAGCUGCCUCCUCCUCCUCCUCGCCGCCUCCUCCCGCGCACCGCGGGCCGGGCAGUAGCGGCCUCGGCGAGGGCUGCCCUCCCGUGCCGUGCCGUGCCGUGCCGCCCAUGGCGUAGCCGCGCUGCCGCGCGCCUGCCCCCGCGGGACGCGGCGCGGACAGAGCCACUGCCAGGCAAUUAAGAGUCUGGAAGAUUUGAUUUCAAAGCACACCACAUUUUUCAGAGCAAGUAAAUCUACAUGAAAAGCUACAAAGGGAGCUGACUUGAGAAGAUAGUGUUUGCAAAAAUGUCUUCAAGUUGUGUGACUCCAGUGUUUGCUUUGAUGAUUUUGUGUUUUGCAGCUGCAGGUCCUGUGCCUAGGAGCGAGUGCAUCUUAUCAGCUGUUAAUAAUUCGCACCCAGUCCAUGCCUUACUGGAGAGUUUUACCGUCUUAUCUGGCUGUGCAAGCCGAGGCACAACAGGCCUGCCACAAGAGGUGCAUGUCCUCAAUCUCAGAAAUCCUGAGGAAGGUCUUGGCCACCAUGAAAGAGAGGUCACAUUACACUUGAAUCCAAUUUCAUCCGUGCAUAUUCACCAGAAGCCUCUGGUGUUUCUUCUCAACUCUCCUUUGCCUCUGCACUGGAAGCUAAAAACAGAAAGACUGGCACCUGGAAUCCGAAGAGUUUUCCUUGUGUCUUUAGGUUCUGUUGUUCAGUUUGAGAAGGGAAAUUUCUCUUUGUCAGCAGAAACAGAAGAAAAGCUUUUUCCUGAGAAAAAUGAAUAUCUGCUACAGUGGGCCCAGAAGGAAUAUGGAGCAGUUACAUCUUUCACCGAACUCAAAAUAUCAAGAAACAUCUAUAUUAAAGUAGGAGAAGAUCAAGUGUUUCCUCCCUCGUGCAACAUAGAAAAGAAUUUUCUCUCUUUAAAUUACCUUGCGGGAUACCUACAACCAAAAACGGCAGAGGGGUGCCUUAUGUCUAACUUAGUCCAAGAAAGGGAAGUUCAUAUCAUUGAGCUAAUUACUCCAAAUUCCAAUCCAUACAGUGCUUUCCAGGUGGAUAUAAUCGUUGACAUUAAACCAUCUCAACCAGGCGCCAAGCUCAUCAGAGACGUCGUACUUAUCCUCAAGUGUAAAAAAUCUGUCAAUUGGGUUAUCAAGUCACACGAUGUCCAGGGAAAGCUGGAAGUGAUUACAUCAAACAGUAUUGGUUUUGGAAAGGAAACAGAACGAUCCAUGAUUAUGAGUAAAUCAGUAAUACCUGAUAUUCCUUCAUCUCAUGAGAGUUUGAUCAAGUGGGCUUACGAGCAUAAAUAUAGUCCGGUUACUUCCUACACAAAAGCCCCUGUUGCUAACAGAUUUCACCUGCAACUUGAAGAUACAGAAGAGAUGAAUGAUGAAGAAGACCAUUCUCUUCCUCCAGAGCUGACAGAACUGCUGCCUGCCCCAAAGAAUCCUGCAUUAAAUGAUGGCCUGACUUUUCCUUUUCACAUUAACAGAGGAAGGCAUGACACAGUGGGAGAAGGAAUUUUCCCAUCCAGGGAUUCAGUGGACACAUUAAUAAACCAUGACUUCGAGCAUUCCCUCCCAAAGCACAAAGAACCUGAAGAGGUUCAGGGCAGUGCUGAUGUAGCCCUGUCAAUAAAGUGUGAUGACAAAGUCAUGACAGUGGCUGUAGAAAAAGACUCCCUACAGGCUAGCGGCUACACAAGGACAGAGCUCUCACUGCUGGAUCAUUCUUGCAAGGCCAGGAUGAAUGGUACCCAUUUCAUUUUGGAGUCUUUACCGAAUAAAUGCGGGACACGGACAGCAUAUAUCUUGGACAAGAUUGUUUAUUUUAACUCUAUUGUCAUUCAGCUGUCAUCACCAGCUGAAAGCAGCGGCUUUGAUGAUGAUGACAUGGAAUCAGGUGAUAAUGGAUUUCCAGGGGAUGCUGAUGAGGGAGAUGUUACUUUCUCAAGCUGGCCUGAAAUAGCGUUUAAUUGCACACUGCACCAGCCAGAGAAGAAUUUUUUUAAUCCUGCCAUGUUCUGGCCUCCUGAACCACAUGUCACCAAUGUGACCUUCAACAUGGAGCUGUACAAAACAGAUCUGUUCCUUGCUCCGUCCCAAGGACUCUUCUCUGUUGCUGAGAACGGGCCAAUAUACGUAGAGGUGUCUGUGACCAAAGCUGACAGAUCCUUGGGCUUUGCCAUUCAAACAUGCUUUGUUUCCCCAUUUUCAAAUCCAGAUAGAAUGUCUGAUUACACCAUUAUAGAAAAUAUUUGUCCUAAGGAUGAAUCUGUUAAAUUCUACAGUACUGAGAAGGUGAACUUCCCAAUAGCACAUGCACAGAAGGACAAAAAAAGAUUUAGCUUUGUGUUUAAACCAAUAUUCAACAUCUCACUGCUCUUUCUUCAUUGUGAGUUGACUUUGUGUACAAAUAAAGACAAAGAUACUGAAGGACUGCCUAAGUGUAUUCCUCCUGAUGAAGCUUGCACCUCUCUGAAUGUGGAUAUGAUCUUGGCCAUGAUGCACAACAAAAAAACCUUCACCAAGCCCCUUGUUGUAGUAACUCAUGAAGGAAAACCAGAAGAUCCUUCCCUUCCAAAGUCAAACGUGAGGACAGUCACAACUGGAAUUCUACUGAAGGAUACUAUUGAGAAGAUCCAGUCAUCUCAUUUCCCAGCCAGUUUAGUCACUGUGUUCUAUGGACUGGACACUCUGACUGUUGUGGGCAUUGCCUUUGCAGCAUUUGUAAUUGGAGCCCUGCUAACAGGAGCACUGUGGUUUAUCUACUCUCACACAGGCGAAACAGCUGGAAGACAGCAGGUCCCUACAUCCCCACCAGCCUCUGAAAACAGCAGUGCAGCACACAGCAUUGGCAGCACCCAGAGUACCCCCUGUUCCAGCAGCAGUGCAACCUAACUCCAGGGAGAGCAAAGUUGAGGAGCAGCAUAGGAGUGCAGAGGUUCAAAGGAUUGUGUGUUGACAUCAGCUUUUUAAAGCUAAAAGAAUUAGUUCAGUUCCUUUUGAAAAACUGAGGAGAGAUUAUUCUACGAAAAGACUGUUUUUUCUGGGGAAGCCGCUGUGUGUGUGUGUGUGUAUGUGCACACAGUGCAUGGGUAAGCACAGUCUUUUGGAUCUUCUAUAGAGUGUUAUGCUACAUGUGACAAAGCUACUAAUUUUACAGUACUGCAACCUGUUUUAGGGGUCUCUGGGCCCUCAAUGUGAAAUCUAUGCCAGUUUGGAAAAAUGCUGCUUUGUCUAUAUGACUUUUUCUUUCCCUAAGCCGCCUCAUUGACACAAGGUAUUCAUUGAGGGAGUUUAACAAGAUAAGCAGAACAAAGAUGAUAUCAGGUCAAAGGAUUUCUAUUUGUCUAAGCAAGAAAAUCUCAAGGUCAGAUCUCUGUGGUUAAUAACAUCUUAUUACUUCAGCUAUGUUAGCCACUUUUGAGUAACCUUUAUUUUGUUAAGCUUACAGCUACAGCAUCUCAUUUGCUUUUCUGUUGUGUUUGCAGCUUCAGGUUUGUUCCAGGUAUUUCUGUUUUAAUGCACAUUGAGUUGGUAAGUGGAGAAGAGCACACUCUAACACUCCCUUUCCAGUUUUCCAGGCCAAAGCUCUUUCAUAAGAGAUUUUUUUUUUAAUUUACUAUAACAAAUGAAGGCACACACAAACAUUAAGAUAAAUAAUAAUGUUCUUGUGCACUAGCAUAAAUGUGUGUGUACAUUUAAUGGCAACGCUCUUAUGCAAAUAGAUGUAUACCUAAGUAUAUGGAGCCAAGCGUUUUCCUUCAGCAACUGGGAAAUGUGCUCAGUGUUCCUUCCAUACAUAAAAUGUAUAAUGCAGAUAUAUAAAACAACUGGCUCUUUGGUUUAUAAUUGGUAGAUAGAAGAGAGAAUAAAAAGGUGACAUAGUUCUACUCUUUUAGUUCCCCCAAACUCCCUUUGAAAUAAGAGAUGGUUUUGAGGGCACAAAGAAUGUACAGUAAAGCCUAUCAUUUUUGUAAAAUACCACCUAUAAAACAAAGCUAUUCUCUUGAGAUAGCUGUGCAGUUGUUUGUGCCAAAGUGUUGUAUGAACAUUGCAAUUGGAUAGUUCCAAAGUAGUGUUGGAAUACGGAAAGGGCAAAAAGGUACUAGUUUUCACAGUAUUUUUUUUAGUGUUAUUGCCAUAUCUUGACCUUUGACUAGAUGCCAAAUGAAAAGAAAAAAUGUGUAAUUUUGAAUGUGUGAUUCUUUGACUGUUAUGUUGCCACUUUGUAAUGUGUCCUACUGAUCCUUCUCCUUUAAGGAAAAAUGAGCAUUGUUUUCCUCUUAAAAUUAAUUAAUUAAUUUUAGUAAAGGUUACCCGCGUUCUACAAGAGGAGAAGGGAAUUCAUUACACUAGAGUGAUAGCCUGCUCUGAAGUCUGAGCUGCAGAUUUGCUGUUUCUACACUUGUGCCUUGCUGAUGCCAGGGUGGUCAAAGUGCAAGAUAUGCAAUAGAUGUAAGUGCCCAGAAUCAGGUAGAAGAAUAUUACUCAGUUUGAAUCAAAUUUGUUACUAAUCCUGCAAACAUUUAUGCAUAUGAGUAACUACAUGCAUCAUCUUACUAGUACAAGUACAUGCUCAGUUCUACAGUUAUGGGUAUUCUCAGAAUCAGUGGAGAUGUACAGUGUGCAUAGUACACAUGUGAAAAGUGUUUUAUGUUACCAGGCCAAUGAGUAGUCCCGAUUAGCAUCGACAGGAAUUGUCAUGUAAGUGUAGUUAUCCCCAUGCAUAAGAGUAUGCAGGAUUGGCUCUGUUAUGAGGUGUCAGGAGGAUGAAUGUGCUACCUGUGUGGCUGAAAAGAAAGGGCUUUGCCUAACCUUCAGCAGAAUGUAUUGUAUAAGCAUAUUCUAUGUGUAAAGUCUUUAAAGAUGUCUUCAAAGAAGACUAGAGUCUUUAAGUUCAAUCAUAGCUAUAUUUUACUACAUUAAAUUUGUGUAUAAAGAUAUAUUUAAAUGUUUUAGAUAAAUGUAAGUUACUCUAUAUGAAAUGUUUAAUUUCAAUUACUGUGAAAUUUACAUACUCUGUAAAUUCUUUUCCCUGUUUUAACCCUUUCCUUCCUCAGAUAUUUUAUUAAGCAGUUUCUCAUAGGAAGUUAUUAGAUGUGGUUGUUGGGAUGAACAGGUUGAAAACUUUUAUGUAAAAUAGAUAACUGUAUAUUUUUGAGAGAAACAAGCUGUAUUAUCAAUGGUUUUAUCAAAAAUUUACUCUAAUUUUAAAAUAAUUUAGAGAUUUAUAUUUACUGUUGGAUAAACCAAAAAUAUAUAAAGAUCAAAGAUUCAAUUUAUUGGCUUCUAUUUCAAAUAGUUUAACUAACUGAACUUGGUGUACUCAGCUAUUUAAUUCAGAAAUUGUAAUCAAUCUGAAUUAUUUGGAGGUUACCAAAAAUACACGUGAUUAUUUAGCAGUUGGAAGAGUAUUUCUGAUGUGUGUGAGAGAGAGAACUAAAAAGGGCAUUCCCAGUUAAUAGCUUUAUUACAAAAACAUAUAGUACUUUCUAGCAGCUGUUAAGUUGCUGUGAUUCAGAGUACUGAUACACCUUUAAGCUCUACUUUUAUAACAGUCAUUCAUAUCUACUGCAAGUUUCUAUAUUUAGCGUGGAAAGCUAUCUGAAUGUGUAACUACAAAGCCAGUGGUUCCCAAGUCUGUCAAACCUGGUCUUGCCACACUGAAUUUCAUGUGGCUAAUGUUUGCCUGGUGUGGAGGCCAGCAGGACACCUCUGUACUGCUUGUGUCCCAGUGUGGGCCUUUUAAACAGGGCUUCUGAGGAGCUGGCCAUGUGCCCGCUCUUGUCACAGUGGAGAAUUUCAGAAUAACCAAAUUGACUCCAAAGGAACGUCUUCUGUAAGAAUGGGAGGACUGGGGUUAAAAGGAGACUUCUUUCUCCAAAAAGCUAUUAGUAACAUAGUUAAACUUUGAAGCAGACUGCUUGUUGUCAUGCAUUGCCUUAUCACUAACCUUUUACAGCCUUUGGUGUUGGACAUUACUAUAUUGAUGUUACAAAAAGUCAGAGCUUUCUGUGUUAGACUGUUUUUGUAGCAUUUUCCACACGGAAAUGGAGUUUGCAAAAAUGUCUGUAGAUGUUGAUGAUUGUAAACUUCCCCCUGCCCUUUUCUAACCCUUUCUCUUUUGUAUGUACCAUUCUUUCUGUUACGUAUAUCUACCUCAUGCUUCACAAGAAGACUGUACUGUUGGUUGUGCUGACAGCCCUUCCUGUGAGGUGACUGUUCUGCCAUGUUGUUGUUCAUCAUUCAUGGGGAUGUUCAUAGAGUUAACAUUCUUUGCUGCCAUGUUCCUACCAGUUCCAGACACAAUAUUCUCACCUUUAAAUAAAUAAGUAAGAUUCUCUAAGAUCCCAAUUCUAGAUAUUUUUUUUUAAUUGAAGAAUGGGAGAAAUUUACUUGCUAAUACCUGUGGCCAGUCUGAACACCCCAUUUGUACUACAUGUUAUGUUCAGUAUUUCAGAGACUUGUGGAAAGUGCUUAGUUGUACAGUUUUGAUACCCACAGUGUCAUGUCAUCUUAGUCUCUUGUGCAUAAUAAAGUAUAUAUCAAUUUAUUAAUAAUUGAUGCAGUGGUUCAUUUAUUUGAAGUAGUAAAGAUACAACAAACUGCCAAAAGCAGUAGAUUGAAAUAUGCUUACCGUGUUCUCCUCUUCCGUAAGCUUCAGUGAGAAUUGUGUGUGUUAAAGCAGGAUUUGAUUUUUUCAUAUCUUUCAUUUUCUCCUUUGUAUAUUCUUUUAUCCAGUGACUUUGGCUAGCUUCUCAGUAUCACAGCUGCUUGCAAAAGCCAGCAGGCGUAUUUAGUUGAAUGUUGACAUUCUUCAGUCUAAUUUAAAGUCCAAAGUUCAGAUACUGCAGGCAUUCAGUUGUAUGUCGACACAGCAACUUAAGUCCCAUCCUGCACAAAGCCUGGCUGGAACACAGUUAAGACUUGAGGUAAGCUGAUAGUCCUCCAUCUUAAGCAGCAGAGCUCCCUUGGUCUGUUGUACCCUUGACUGCAAGUCCACUGGAAAUGCAUGAACAAGACUGAGAUGUAUUUUCAUUACCGAAGGGUCUUGCUCUGCUCUAGCAGAUAGCUUGGCCAUGUGCCAGCAGGGCAAGGAUUUGUAUGUUUACUAUCCUAGUUAUUGCUUUGUUUCCUGUAUUUCAUGUGCAAAAAUAUUCUUUAUGGGCAGUCUGGGGGAGCCAGCUUCAGCUGUAUUUCCUUGGGUUAUUCAAAGGUUGUGGUUAUUAACUCAAAAAAUAAAGUUCCCUAAGAAAGGAAUCUGAAAUGUUUCAUAAUAAUUUUAAAAUAGCAGGAUUCCUUCAGUACAGAAAAGACUAUUAAUUAGAAGCAAUCGUAAGCUUACAGGUUGCUUAUGACAUAACUCACGGAGGUUCAAUAGAUUUAUUGCUUCUUAGCAACCAUAUUUCAGUUUCUGCAUUAAGACUUUUACCUUUCAAACAGAGUUAUCUAAAGCUGACUCAGCAAAAGAUACUGGAGCUGUACUUCAUCUUUAAGAUAUAUAUUUUGAAUGAAACAUGAUAUAAAAGCAUGAUGACUGUCUUAUGUGAGGAUUUAAUUUUAAAAUGUAUUUAACAGUCAGCAAACUGUGAUAGGAUAUUUGCAUGAGUUUUUUUUUACAUUGAGUCUUACCAUAUUACAAAGUGUUGAUACUGUAAGCGUUUGUUUCUGCCAGGCCUUUGUGAGUGAAAGAAACAUUUGGGAAAGUCAAAAAAAAAAAAAAAAAAGUGCCAGUUUCAUCAGUUUCAUGAAAAACACAGUCCAGAUCUGUUCUAUUUUAAACAGAAUUAAAUUUAUCACAACAUUCCGUCCAAGACAAUAUAAAAGAAAAAGGAGCCAAUAUUUUGAUACAUUUUCAUAGUUGUCACUUUGUAAUUGUAAAGCAGAUAUUUAUGAGGCUUGGAAGUCUGUUUGCAGUUUAGAUUUCAUAUUGUAUUCCCAGUUCUUCAGCCCAAGAGCAAGCCUUGUGAACCUACAUGCAUUUACAGUUUGAAUUCUUUGUAUAAGGAAGAUCAAAUUACAUCAGUUCACCUACCCAAAGCAGGUAGCAGCUUAAAUUACAUUUUUAUAGAUUCUCAUUUGCUAGAAGCCUUAAGGGACUC